Messenger RNA from Neocloeon triangulifer, 2918 nucleotides. RefSeq lists its product as uncharacterized. The transcript has 5 exons. NCBI's taxonomy places the organism in Eukaryota, Metazoa, Arthropoda, Insecta, Ephemeroptera, Baetidae. The coding region runs from base 189 to 2579 and encodes 796 amino acids. The record is from RefSeq and is a predicted model, not a curated record.
GGCAAGCAAGUCAGUUGAGCGAGUGCGUCGAGUGUGUGCGUAAGUGGAUCGGCCGAUGCGAAGUGAAGAGAGUCGGCGGUGUCGAAAAUUCGGUCGGACAGUGCAGGGACGACGGCCCGCCGCGAGGAGCAUCGUCGGCCGCCGGGCCAUGAGCCGCCCGGCGCCGCCGCGAUGACCCGCCGCUGACCAUGGGCCCAAGCGUGGCCGCAGCGCUGCUGAUGCUGGCCGCCGGGCUGGCCGCCGCAGAGUCGGCGGCCGCCAACAUGCCGGCCGUGUGCACCGAGGAGCCCGGCUGCAAGUGCACGCGCAUGGCCAACGGCUUCUGGGUGCAGGUCGCGUGCUCCUGCACACCUGGACAGGAUUUACUUGAAAUCAAGCCAGAGCAACUUCCCUUGGAACUGCUGACUUUGGAAAUCAGCCGGUGCAAAGAGGUGCGGCUUCUCCAGGGUGCCUUGUCCUUACAAAGGGCCCUGAGAAAAAUCCACGCCCGUGACGUUGGCAGCCUGACCCUGAAAAAGAACUCCUUCCUUAACGCCACUGCCACAAACACCCUGCUUCUCGUUGAAAAUUGCUCCACUGUUGUUAUUGAAAGUGGUGCUUACAAGAACACCCUGACGCCGCAGUCCAUGUACCUGGAGAAGGCCAAUCACGUUGUCAUCCAACCUUCGGCGUUUUCGUGGAUUCAGGAUUUCCAGUUCAAAAAGGUGGCUCGGCUGGAGUUGCACAAAAAUGCCUUUUCACAGUCUGGAGCUGCCAUCGGUCACCAUGGGCCAGCAACAAAGGUUACAAUUGAGGAUUCGUUGAUUCCCGAGAUUCCCGGACUGGCGUUUCCUUUGAGUGCAGCCGAGUUGCGCAUCCACCGCAGCGGAGUCAGUGCCAUUCGUAGGGACGCAUUCAGCGGCCUUCUAGUCCUCAACCUCUCCAUUGAACACUGCAACCUGCACACUGUCGAGAGUGGCGCGUUCAGUCCCAGGACGCUCGUGCACAGGUUGAACUUUAACAACCUGACAAUCGACACUGUUCAUUCCAAUGCCGUCCAGUCAGCCAUCGCCAACUUCACGCUCCAGAAUACAAAGAUUGGUGAAAUUCGAGAGGGUGGUGUCAACGUCACCGCAGCUACCGUUACCCUGGUUAGCAACACGUUCUACAGGCUUCACUCCCGAGGCCUGGCCUUCUCCCAAUGGGACCGCCUGGAAGUUGUUAACAACACCUUCAGGAACAUGGGCUUCAGCGGCGUGUGGGCUCCAUCCGAGCGAAACGAUGGCACCGUUGUCUUCAUAGACAACACCAUUGGGCAAAUGUCACCUGAGCGUGGUGUUCUGUACUUUGGAAUCUCACCACGGAGCAACUCCCUGGACGUUCAGGUGCAAGACAACCGCUUCCAAAGGGACUGCGUCUGCAGCGACUGGUUGAGGGAGGAGGUUUCCCCUCGCAGGGGUGAGCCUCUACCUUCAGACUACGCUCACAGAUCGACCGAUUUCUGGGUGGAGGCCUUUAAGAACUCGUCAUACUGUGUGGUGAGGGAUGUCUUGUCUCGCUGCUUUGGUAGCAACACCACCAGCAGCUUUAUGCGUACUUCCAGUUAUUCGGACAGAGUCUGCAGCGCUCGCACAGCCAUACAGUGCCAGAACGGCGAAGUAGUUGAUAUCCCUGAUCCAACAACCUCCAAGGACAUCACUGUGUUUCAACUAGCUUGGCCCCUUCUAGGUGUAGCCAUGCUCGGUGUUUUAAUCAUCGUCAUAAUCAACGCGAUGGUCAGAUGUUAUAGGCAGUACCCAGGAGACAGACUUUCCGCCUCCAAAAUAUUCCCUUGUCUGAGGAGACGAGAAGUGGUGGAUGUAGAGACGCCCACUCUGCCCAUAGGGACGGUAGUUAGUAAUUCCAUCGACUUGCUACCGGGCCCUAGGAAACAGAAAAGAAAGAAGAGGCACAAGCGGCGAAAUGUGGGUGUCACCGCGAGUGAGGACAAUACUCUGAUUAUGGAUGAAGUGACUCCUGGAAGUGAAUCUGGAACCGUUCGAACGACCGCCUCAACACUGGACUCUGAAAUUGAGGUUGCUGACCACGGAACUCAGACGGUUGGCACCGGAACUUUGGUGGAUGACAUUUUGUCUGACCUCAAGGAGAAGUUGAAGGAUCCCAAAGCCUAUGGCGAGACGAGGGAGAUGAUCGAGAAUAUCUAUAACCAAAUCACCACAGAGUCAAACCUGAGACCAGCCAUUGCUGAGAACACCUACGCCGAAAUCCAGCCUUCCACCUCUUCAAGCCAGAGUCCGGUGGUGUGCGAGUACGUUGACCCCAGGGACAGACGGAACAACAUCUACACAGAACCGCAAACACGCCUCGGAAGAAUUUACAACUUCGUCAUGGGUCACUCGCAGAACAAUGAAGUCCUUGAAGCGCGCCCGGCGGCUUUGACCGAGUACAUGAGUCCUUCAGAUGCAAGGAUCAACGUUUACACAGAGGUGCAGCAACCGUCUCGAAUUCAGAAUCGGCCGCUGCCACGCACGCCGGAGGAGGACCUGAGCGAUAGUUCCGAAGGGGAGACAGGUGAAUCGGACGACGACGAGUCGAGCUAACGCCGGAAGGCGGAAAAAGUUCUGUGAUAGGCGAACGUGGAAAGUGCACUAGUGAUGUAAAUACGGAAAUUCUCGGUGUUUUGAUACAUAAUCUUUGUGAUGUCCCUGAUUGACUAACUUUUAUAUAACUGGCCGCCUUCGAUAGACGCUUUUUUAUACACAGUGCUUCGUACGGUGACGGAUUUUGAGAUGUAAAAAUCUUUUAAUUACGAGACAAGACUGUUGCAACGAGGAUGUUAUUUAGCGUCAAGUGCUUCUCUCUUUAUUGGAUUCUAAUCAAUUUGCUCAUUUUGUACAUUUAAACGUCCGCAAUUAUAUGAAAAAGUAAUCACACUGCUA